Molecule: messenger RNA, 950 nt
Organism: Suillus paluster
Lineage: Eukaryota; Fungi; Basidiomycota; Agaricomycetes; Boletales; Suillaceae
Product: inosine triphosphate pyrophosphatase-like protein
Exons: 6
Coding region: 75-653 (192 amino acids)
Biological process (GO): nucleoside triphosphate catabolic process
Cellular component (GO): cytoplasm
Molecular function (GO): nucleoside triphosphate diphosphatase activity
Source: RefSeq, a predicted model, not a curated record
UUAGAUUAUUGCUCGCUCACGAACGCCUCAAGGAUGAUUCAAGUGAUUCGACUGCCACUUAUUCUGCUGUUGCAAUGGCAUCCAAGUGCUUAACAUUCGUAACCGGAAAUCUCAAUAAACUGAAGGAGACCAAAUAUAUUUUAUCUCAAGGGACACCAAUAGAAAUAGACUCGCAAGACCUAGAUAUACCCGAACUGCAGGGCACGACCCAAGAAGUCGCCAUAGCGAAAUGCCGUCGCGCAGCUGAGCUGCUGGGGAAGCCGUGCAUAACGGAGGACACCGCAUUGUGCUUCGUUGCGUAUAAUGGGCUACCUGGUCCAUACAUCAAGCACUUUAUGAAGACGCUCGGUCAUGAAGGCUUGAACAACAUGCUCGUAGGAUUCCCGACGAAAGACGCGUAUGCGCUCUGCACGUUCGCAUACAGUGCAGGUCCGUGCACCGAGCCAAUCCUUUUUGAGGGCCGCACAGAUGGAACAAUCGUCCCUGCUAGGGGACCUGGUGAUUUUGGCUGGGACCCCAUCUUCCAACCAAAAGGUUUUGACCAAACUUAUGCUGAAAUGACCAAGGAACAGAAGAAUAUCAUUUCUCACCGAUACCGCGCACUGGACAAGCUCAGGGCAUAUUUGGCAACCCUCGACACUGAGAACAGCUAGAGCUACUUCUUUGCAGGGUAGCCGGAAUUCAUUGUUCAGGAUAGAUUAUAAUCGUGGGCAAGUUGAGUACAUCCCCGGUGGUGCAUUAGACCCUUUUCCGAGGCUCAGAUUGGGUAUAAUCAGUCAAGGAGAAGGCCGAAAACGGAUAUAAUGUUGUGCUCUUAGAGGCAACUUAGUUGAGAUAUGUAGAGCAGAUCGGCUAUACGAUAAGAUAACUCUGGAUUUGAUUCCCUGAGUAAUGCCAACGAUUCGCAUCCUCCCUCAAAGAUCACAUUUAUUUUUAUAAAGUCUAUUCAU